This is a messenger RNA of Arvicola amphibius (Eurasian water vole), 3352 nucleotides long. RefSeq names its product phosphatidylinositol glycan anchor biosynthesis class V (gene Pigv). Bases 902 to 2485 code for a protein of 527 amino acids. Gene Ontology annotation, molecular function: GPI mannosyltransferase activity; alpha-1,6-mannosyltransferase activity. Gene Ontology annotation, biological process: GPI anchor biosynthetic process. Gene Ontology annotation, cellular component: mannosyltransferase complex; endoplasmic reticulum membrane. The record is from RefSeq and is a predicted model, not a curated record. NCBI's taxonomy places the organism in Eukaryota, Metazoa, Chordata, Mammalia, Rodentia, Cricetidae. The transcript is spliced from 4 exons.
UCCGAAAAGAACAGGCUGGAACGGGCUGCCCGCCCCGCGGGGCUUAGUAGAAGGAGGCCGUGCGCUCCGCGAGUCCUCUAUCCCCGAGCUCCCUGGGUCAGAGCGCAUCACCCCACCGAGAUGUUAGCCUUGCCCGGAGAGGCCAGGGCUCCAGUUGAACAGGCUUUCCCAGAUAUGGCCCAUCACCAUAAGCUUCCAGCAGAAACAUGCGCAAUCUUUGGAAGAAGUACUGGGCUUAGGUGUUGGAGACCUAGGUUGUCCUGGCUGGAAAGGAAUGCAGACCUUUGUGUUUGUGGCAGAACGCGCUCAUGACUUUGGGCAUAAGGUUUUAGGAAGCAGUGCAUGAGGAACUUUAAAAGUACUGGGUGUGUCACGUGACUCCAGUGAGCCUCAGUUUUCAUAUCCAUAAAAUGGCAAUGGUAAUUAUAUACCGGCCUCCUAGUGUCUAGUGCAAUCUCCGGAGCCUAUCUCCGGGAAAAUUAAAGAAUGAAACUUGCUGGUUCUAAGCGUCCUACCAGUUUAGAGUGUGACUUGGCGAGGGACUUCUUUCAAACGGAUAUUGGCAAAUAGCUAGAGGAAUAAUUGACUCCUGAUUUUACUUGGUUUGAUCGAAAAUUAAGUGUGGGUUGCAUCUCCUGUGGCCACUGAGGCCAGGGAUUAAAAGAGGAAGAGGUGGAUUCAGUACUUUUCUGUUCUCUGCCUCCUUUGUGCAUGCAAGUGGGGAGGCCGGUGAAGAAAAAAAAAUGAAUUUACCCUAGGACAGAAGAGAUUGGGUGUGCGUGUUUCUGUGACUUCUUUGGGUUUAGUGAAUCUAGUGUUGGAGAUACAUGUGCAGUCAGAAAGUACUCCUUCCUGGGGCUGUUCAGAAGCGUAACUUGAACUGAACUUCCCCGGGUAAAGUAUGCGGAGUUGGGAGUCGAGAGGAGCCUUCCUUUUCCCCUGGCCUCCUGGUGAUGAAGCAAGCGUUAGGUGCCCCCUUGUGCCAAAGUUUAGAAGUCUGAGGAAGCUCAGACGUGGCGAGAGGAUGUGGCUCCUGGACCCAUCCCAGAAAGAGGUGCUGAAAUUUGCAGUCAGCUGCCGCAUCCUGACCCUAACGCUACAGGCACUCUUCAAUGUCAUCAUCCCAGAUCACCAUGCUGAUGCCUUUUCUCCUCCCCGCCUGGCCCCCUCGGGCUCUGUGGACCAGCUUGUGGAAGUUCUCCUGGGUGGUCUGUCUCGAUGGGAUGCAGAACACUUCAUGUUUAUUGCUGAGCACGGCUACCUUUAUGAGCACAACUUUGCCUUCUUCCCUGGUUUCCCCUUGGCUCUGCUGAUGGGAACUGAACUCCUGAGACCUUUGCAGGGCCUCUUGAGCCAGCGCAGUUGCCUGCUGGUCUCAGUAGCACUUCUCAACUUCCUGUUCUCUGUGCUGGCUGCACUCACACUUCAUGAUUUGGGUUGUCUGGUUUUGCACUGUCCUCGCCAGGCCUUUUAUGCAGCCAUGCUCUUCUGCCUCAGCCCCGCCAAUGUUUUCUUGGCAGCUGGUUACUCAGAAGCUUUGUUUGCCUUCCUGACUUUCAGCGCCAUGGGGCAGCUGGAGAGGGGCCGGAGCUGGGCAAGUGGGCUGCUCUUUGCUCUUGCCACUGGGGUGCGCUCCAAUGGGCUGGUCAGUGUCGGCUUCCUCCUGCAUUCUCAGUGCAGAGGCUUUUUCUCUUCUCUUGUGGCGCUGAACCCCCUGAAACAGCUCGUCAAGCUGAUGGCCUCUCUCUGCCUGUCUGCACUCACUGUCAGCCUUCCCUUUGCUCUCUUUCAGUAUUAUGCUUACACCCAGUUCUGCCUACCAGGUUCUGCCCACUCCAUUCCUGAGCCUCUGGUACAGUUGGCUGUGGACAAAGGCUACCGGAUUACAGGAGAAAAUGAGCCCCCAUGGUGCUCCUGGGAGCUUCCCCUAAUAUACAGCUAUAUCCAGGAUGUCUACUGGAAUGUCGGCCUUCUGCGAUACUAUGAGCUCAGGCAGGUGCCCAAUUUUCUACUAGCUACACCAGUAACUGUACUGGUUGUGUGGGCAACCUGGACAUAUGUGACCACCCACCCUCAGCUCUGCCUUACACUUGGGCUGCAAAGAUGCAAGACCCUAGAGAAGUCCCAUCCUGGCUUCCUCAGUCCAAAGGUGUUUGUGUACCUGGUCCACGCUGCAGUGCUGCUGCUCUUUGGAGGGCUGUGCAUGCAUGUUCAGGUUCUCACACGAUUUUUGGGCUCUUCCACUCCUAUUGUAUACUGGUUUCCAGCUCACUUGCUUCAGAAUCAAGAGCCACUGUUGAGAUCUGUGAACACAGUACCUGAGGAAAACGCCCCACCAGGAAUAAAGGCCCCCAGAAACUGUAUCAUGAAACUCUUGUACAACUGGAAGGCCUGUUCUCCAGUCACAAGAUGUAUCCUAGGCUAUUUCCUGACUUACUGGCUCCUGGGACUACUCCUCCAUUGCAACUUCCUGCCUUGGACUUGACCUGGAGUCUCAAGGGACAAGCUGGAAGCUGGUUUAACCCAGGGGCUGAAAGCUUCGAAACACACUGGCUGGACUGCCUGCACACCUAGAGCAUAUCCCUUAGGAUGUGCCCUGGCCCUGGGGCCACGCAGGAGUGGAGAGUGUGGGCACAGGAGCCAGCCCCUUCUUGUCCAGGGUGGAACAAGUUUAGAGAAGCAUUCUCUCUGCUGAGUGGAGCCGCCUCAAGUCUUCCCGGUCAGCAGCAUCAAACAAUCUUAACCCUCCUACUGACCCAUGUGGAAGGUUUUUGUUUUUGUUUUUUGAGACAGGGUUUCUUUGUGUAGACCUGGCUGUCCAGGAACUCGCACCAGGCUGGCCUCUAACUCUGCCUACGUCUGGCUGCCCGUGUGUAAAUUUAAAUGUUUAAAUGUAGGCUAGCUACAGCGUGGUCCACCCAAGAUGAUGGGGACAGUAUAGCAAAGGAAAAAGGAACCACCUGCUCUAAGUGAGACCUUUCUAAAGUUUUCUUUAUGAUGUGUGCAUUUAUAUAAAACAAUCCUACUCACUAUGAAAAUUUAAAAACUUGUAUUUGCAAUGAAUUACCUUUUAUUCGGGGGGGAGGGGCUGAUCAUUGGAGUUGAGACAGGGCCCCCCUGUGUAUGUAGCUCAGGCUGGUCUGAGAUCCACCUGUCUGCCUCCUGAGUGCGGGUACUAAAGGUGUGUGCCAAGGCUCUGCUAAGUUACUUUUUAUAAAUUAUAGGGGCUUGGCUAGAACUCAGUAAUAAAGCAUGUGAAGCCCCAAUUUCAAUAAUAAAUGAUUUGGAGCAGAGCACAGGAUCUGAACCCUGGAUCCUAAUCCUCAUGUUCCGACUAUGUCAUCCUAAACUA